Messenger RNA from Daphnia pulex (common water flea), 1987 nucleotides. RefSeq lists its product as uncharacterized. The coding region runs from base 272 to 1930 and encodes 552 amino acids. The transcript has 6 exons. Gene Ontology annotation, molecular function: molecular adaptor activity; GTPase activity; GTP binding. NCBI's taxonomy places the organism in Eukaryota, Metazoa, Arthropoda, Branchiopoda, Diplostraca, Daphniidae. Gene Ontology annotation, cellular component: microtubule cytoskeleton; cell division site; septin ring. The record is from RefSeq and is a predicted model, not a curated record. Gene Ontology annotation, biological process: cytoskeleton-dependent cytokinesis.
UCUUAUAACUUUCACAUGUACCAUUGUUGUGUGUGUACUUUCGUCAUUUGCUGUUGUGUGUACGAGAGUGCGGGGGGUGUAUUGGUAGUAGGUAAGCAUUUCCUGAAUCCACCUUAUAUAUAGGAGUCCCUUGAAAAGACUCUUACCCAGUCCAAGUCGAACGAAGACAUGUAGUAAUGCUCCGUUGAGACAGUUUGACACACUUUGGAUUUCGCUUAAAGCUCUACUUUCGAUCGCUGAAAACUAUUACCGUCGAUUCAAUUGUCCAGAAAUGAAGGCGGCUGCCAUCAGAGCGAUUUCAGCCAUUUGCAUCAUCUUGGGAAUCUUCUCCAUCGUCAUUCAAGUAGCUGCAUUGCUUAUGCGAUCGUUUGUUCUUUACGAUGCAAUCUGCCACGGAAUCUGGGCUGGAAGUCUGUACAUCAUUAGUGGAAGUUUGGGCAUAAGUGCCUCCCGCAAUCGGACUAGAUCACUAUUAGUGGCGACACUGGUAAUGUCGAUUCUAUCCAUCGCCGCAUCCAUCGUCGCAGCGGCACUGUCUGGCAUCCCGACAUUAGUCGAAUUCCAUAAUUUCUGUAGCCUCAAUUCCAGAAGAAGAUGUUAUCCGACUAACCUGCUGAUUUUGCAAUGGGCCUUGAUGGCUGUCAGCCUCUUGGCGUUGUUGUGCGCCACCACCCUAACAAUUCUGGUAUCCAAGGCCGUACGUAACAACAAGCACACUAAUAUGGAAAAAGAUUCGAAAAGCGUGCCUUACAUCGACAUCGGGAGCGUCGUCAAAGCGCUGGAAAGUUUAUCCGGCGACGACGACAGCAGUACCAGCAGCACCGCCAUCAUCACGGAGAAGAAACCCAAACGACUGGCCGAGAUAUUUAAGAGCAAUCAUUGCGCCAAACAAAUCAAACAGGGUCAUCCCAACGUUUACCAGCUCAACGCCAAGGAAGUUUUGAGCAGCGACGACUUCCGGUGGUUCAACAUCGGCCGUGCGGACGCCGUUAUUUCGCCAUCCGACGACCACCGCGAUCACAAAGUCAUCAUCUUGAUGGGAUCGACCGGAAGUGGUAAGAGUACCCUCAUCGACGCAAUGGUCAACUACAUCCUGGGAGUCAAAUGGAAGGAUUCCUUCCGCUUCAAGUGCGUCCGCGAUGACAAUUCCAGCCACACCAUCAACGCCAGUCAAACGACUUCCGUGACGGCCUACACCAUCCGCCACCAGGAAGGGAUGACCGUUCCGUAUUCCAUCACGAUCAUCGACACCCCAGGAUACGGAGGAUCGAAAGGAGCCAAGAGGGACAAGGAGAUCACGCGCAACAUUCAACAAUUCCUGACGCAGAACAAGAACCGGAUCGACCAGAUUCACGCCGCCUGUUUUGUGGCCGCUUCCGGCGACAGCCGAUUGACGGCCACCCAGCGCUACGCCAUCGAUUCCGUCUACUCCGUUUUCGGCAAGGACGUCAAGGAGAACAUGAGACUGUUGGUGACGUUCGCCGACAACUCCCAGCCGCCCGUCGUCGACGCCUGUCUGGCCGCCAAUUUCCCCGUGACCUUCCCGUCGGCCGGAAUCAGCUACAGCAAAUUCAACAAUUCCGUCAUCUACGCCAACAACGAACAGCAUGGAGACGACGAGGAUGAAUUGUCGUUCGACGAGCGAUUUUGGAAGAUGAGCCAAGAGAAUUUCUACAAGUUUUUCACCAUGUUGGGCGGGAUGAACGGACGCGGGCGAAAAUCCGCCCCGGAAGUCUUCCAGAGCCGCCAAUUGCUGGAGCAUUCGCUGGAUGACAUGAAACGGGAGCUGGCCGACUGUUUGGUCAACAUUGAGAACAUGGAAAUGUUCCGGCGACAGAUGAGGGAAUACGGCCACAAGAUGGAUCAGUUCAACGACCAGGUGCAAAUCAGUUUGAUGAGAAGCCGGGCCGCCGAAGAACAGGCUCCCUGAAAUUUAUCUGGAUCUGAUUAGGAAUUUUAAAAUAAACUUGCAAAAAUACCGGCAGAC